UGAAGUGCUUAGUCAUUGAGUUGCGACGAAAAUUGAUCGUCGAAACCACUGACAAUCAGCUUCACCACAUCAGACAACCACCCCAAAAUGCAACGCCACGCCUUCCGUUCGGUGUGCAGCCGGACAAGGCCAGAGCUCGAGCAGGUCUCGGAUGCGUUUCGAAACUACGCCCGUCAAUUCUCAACAACGCAGUUCCAGGCUGCCGAUGGCCCAAGCCCCAGCACCCCGAGGCCGCCUCGAAGUCAGGCUGGUGGUCCCAAGGUUAUCGAUAUAAAGAACAUGCCCCUGCGCGGACGUGGGGGUCUCAGAGGGCGCGGUGAUGCUCGUGGAAGAGGCGGUCUUAUGUACAGAGGUCGAGGUGGAUUUGCCAGAGGAGGAUCAUCAGCUCAAGACCGAUCUUCUACGCCUGUUCGAACUUCUUCACCGACAAGAGGUCGUGGUGGUUUCGGUGCGAGCAGAGGACGAGGCGGUCGUGGCGGCCGUGCUCGUGGCCGAGGUGGAAGGACCAACGAUCGACGACCAAGGGAUGAAGAGGACAAGGAUAAGAAGAGGAUCGACCGAAACGAGUUCAACACAUUGGAUCCUGAUGAGAAGUCCUUUGACGAUAGCAUUCGAUUCGGCAUCACCUCUCAGUACACACCGUCUCUCACACUCGAAUCUAUCAACGAAUUUGCGCCCGUUGCACCAAAUUCCGCCUCUGGAAAAUCGGCUGCUGUUCUUCAGAACCUCAGUGUCCUCGGCACAGCGGAUCAUGUCGGCGCACCAGAAGCCUUCCAGCCUAAAUAUUACGCCUCUGAGAUUGAGGCCAACGGUAUUCGCUUCUUCGCCGACCCCAAAGAUAAGGAGGCUGCCGAAAAGUACCUCCAGGAGAAGCUCAAGGCUGAAGGCAAAGAGUCCACAGGCCCCAUCAUUACCGACACGGAGGACGCCAUUCGUCAGGUCAUCACACAGCGAGCUAUUCAAGGCCAACAUGAGACACCCAAGUUCGCUUCAGACCCUGUUGGUCUCUCUCGCUCAUGGCAUCUCAGGGCCGAGACUUACUCUACCAACGAUGUCAACUCCUUUGAGACAAAGUUGACAUCGCUGUUGGCUAAGAAGCCUACUGCUGGAAAAGGUGGAAAGGCCCGUGCUUAAAAGAUUAGAUCUUAGGAUCAGUGUACACUUGUCACGAUAUGUAAUACUACA
Fusarium redolens is the source of this 1185-nucleotide messenger RNA. RefSeq lists its product as uncharacterized. The record is from RefSeq and is a predicted model, not a curated record. The coding region runs from base 88 to 1134 and encodes 348 amino acids. NCBI's taxonomy places the organism in Eukaryota, Fungi, Ascomycota, Sordariomycetes, Hypocreales, Nectriaceae. The transcript has a single exon.